AUGCUGGUGGAGCUUGAUCUGCCGCAGUGGGUGCAGAAGAUCGAUGCUGUUGUGCCGCUGGAGGUGCUCGGCCGGUUCUAUGCGCGCGAGGGCAAAACCGAUUUUGCCGUGGAUAUGCUGCUACGCUCUACACUCCAGGCCAUCGGGAUGCUCAUGCAGCCCGCAGCAGGUGAAAAGAAUGCUUCACUUGGUCCGCUGACGAUAUUCACAGGAGCGCAACUGAUGAACAAUAUGUCGGAUCUCGUGGUCCGGGGCCCUCCGCCUACCAACCUCAAGUUCGCCGAGUCAUGGGCACGCCAGGCGCAAGGCGUUAUCGAGAAGACGUGUACGCUUCCUGGUGUACAGCAAGACGUGGAGAACUUCAUGACACUCUGCGAGCAGACCCUCCCUGCUGUACUCUACGACUUGGGUGCGCUCCUGGAGAGUUCAAUCAAGAGCGCAAAGCAGUCGUUCCAGGAGAGCUUGGAGCAGUCGAAGCGUGUCGGGAUGCAUUCCGGCACGAUGGAAGCGCGAUCGGCCCUCCGAAGGCUGGAGCGUGCAACGAAGAUCGAGUUAGGCGACUAG
Trametes versicolor FP-101664 SS1 is the source of this 564-nucleotide messenger RNA. RefSeq lists its product as uncharacterized. Bases 1 to 564 code for a protein of 187 amino acids. The transcript has 4 exons. Lineage: Eukaryota; Fungi; Basidiomycota; Agaricomycetes; Polyporales; Polyporaceae. The record is from RefSeq and is a predicted model, not a curated record.